Messenger RNA from Calliphora vicina (urban bluebottle blowfly), 1764 nucleotides. RefSeq lists its product as uncharacterized. Lineage: Eukaryota; Metazoa; Arthropoda; Insecta; Diptera; Calliphoridae. The transcript has 2 exons. The record is from RefSeq and is a predicted model, not a curated record. The coding region runs from base 1 to 1764 and encodes 587 amino acids.
AUGGAUUUGCUACUGCAACUAAUAAAUAUAACGGCUCUUGAUAUGAAAACUUGGCAGCUGCACGAAUUAAACAGCAUUGUAAGAGCUGCCGACACUUCAACCGAAAUUUUAACUUUGGCCAUAUUUGGAGAAUCUCAUAGAAUUGAGCAGUACAUUCGAGUUGCGGAGACAAAUAUUAUACCGAAGUUGGUGAUAACACGAAAUUAUGGUGACAUCAGUUUUAAUCAUGAAUCGGGUCUAAAUCGAAAAAUAUUCUUUAUAGCCGUGGCAGAAUUGGAACGUAAAGCCUUGUGGAAUCAUUUGAAUAAUGCCUUCCUAGGAAGACAGAGUUAUGCAAGAGGUGUUUUUAUUACCAAACGUUCCAGAAGGAAAGACUCACGCUUGGAUUUGGGCGAGCACUUUGAAUGGUGUUGGAAAAAAGGCUUCACCAAUGCUUUAAUACUUGUGGAUAAUGAGAAAUAUUAUCAGCAGCAUUAUGAAAUUUAUAAUUAUAAUCGCUUUCAGCGCCAGCAAAUCACAAAUAUGACCAACUUUAGCAAAUUGCAAUUGUAUCCAGACAAAUUUCGCAAUUUACAUAAAUUUAAAAUAAGGACGUUUGCUCAAUAUGAUCCACCAAGAGUAUUUGACAAGCGGAAUUGUAUGCGCAAGUAUAUGAAUCGCUUACUCGGUUAUGUAGCCACAUUAUAUGAAGCAUUCCUCAAGGAAUAUAAUGCCGAAAUGGAUUUGUUGUAUUUUUCUACGAAUAAAAGUUACAGCAUAAUGGAAAUUAUGCAAAUUGUUGACAAUGAUGAAAUUGAUUUGGCCAUAAAUCCCUAUAUACCCAUUAAGAGUGUUCAUCUAAGUUAUCCGCUGCGUAUGCUGCAAAGAUGUGUGGUGGUACCCUAUCCACAGGAACUAUCCAAAUACAAGUUUUUCAUUAUGCCUUUCGAAAGCAAAGUGUGGCUUAGUUUUUUGGCCACAUGGUUCAUCUUAAGCUUGGCGAAAUUUUUUGGUUGGUUUUUAAAGCAAUCAAACAGCAGUACACUGGAUGUGGGUGAAAUACUUUUAGAUGUUUGGAGAUUGAUGAUGUAUUUACCCUCGUUCACAGUUUGCAGCUAUAAAGAUUUCAAAUGGUUUAAUGCUGUGUGGUUUAGCUUUAUAACCGUUAUGGGUUUUAUUUUCUCCAAUUUGUAUAUGGCCUCGCUGACUAGUUUCUUUUCGGGUCUUACAUUUAAGCCUACAAUUAAUACUCUUGGCGAACUGAUACAACGCAAUAUAACAUUGGAUGUGGUGGACUAUGAAAUUCCCACCAUUUUAAAUAAUCGUGAUUUACCUAAAUAUUUUGCUGAAUUGUUACGUGCCCGAAAUGCCUCGGAUUUGAUAAACGAUAUAAUGGCUUUGCAUGCCAAUCACUCUUAUGCAGCCCUAGAAGAUCGCAUAAUAUUCUCUUUGAAUCAACAAAUCCACUUACGCCAACCCGUGAGUCAAGUGGUCAAGGAGUGUUUAACCACCAUGCCCUUUGGAUUUCUGAUGCCAGCUCACUCACAAUACGAAAAGCCUUUAAAUCGUUUCAUUUUAAGAUCCGCAUCGGCAGGGUUGAUAGACAAAUGGUAUUUUGAAGCCAUACAGGAUGGCUAUUGCUCGGGUAUUUUAACUAUGCGUAUGCCACUACUGAAAGUUGCUCGACCUUUAACUUUGGAACACUUUCAAUUCGGUUGGUUUGUUUUGGCCGGUGGUUAUGUGGCGGGCAUAGCAGCCACACAACCACGAGCUGCCGAGAUGUAA